This is a messenger RNA of Verruconis gallopava, 8511 nucleotides long. RefSeq lists its product as uncharacterized. Gene Ontology annotation, cellular component: nucleus; cytosol. Lineage: Eukaryota; Fungi; Ascomycota; Dothideomycetes; Venturiales; Sympoventuriaceae. The coding region runs from base 318 to 8006 and encodes 2562 amino acids. The transcript is spliced from 5 exons. Gene Ontology annotation, biological process: protein deubiquitination. The record is from RefSeq and is a predicted model, not a curated record. Gene Ontology annotation, molecular function: cysteine-type deubiquitinase activity; cysteine-type endopeptidase activity.
GAACAAUACAUUUUGACAAAAGCGUGGAUGCGAAAGCUUUCUCAAUCUUGUCCGCUGCCAUCUGUGCCCCGUUCUCUUCGUGUUUACUCGUUGACCGCCGCGCUUUCCGCCCCUUCCCUGUUUGCUUCGUACAGGGCUGUGCUCUCGCAUCCUGUAUAUUCAAGCAACGCACUUCACUUUACCUGGUUCCUAACCUGUCCCGCAACAUGGCAUCGGACUUUUACCUGUGCUUGGAAGCAUAAUCACUGAACUGCCGGCUGUUCCUGGGUCACUCUGCCGGCCCAUCGACGCCUCCACGCGGCACAUUCGCCUUAGCCAUGGACGACCAUGAUGCAAUAGGCGAGACGGAGCAAACCCGACCUUUGCGUGCACCGUGCUUGGAGUCACUCCUCGCAGAGCGUGAUGUCAAGGCAGGCACCGCGCAGAACCGAUCACCAAGUCGUAAACGUCCACGCCUAGAUAGUGGUUCUCGUUCAAUAAGGAGCGGGUCAGCUGACCGAUCCUUGUCCGCACCCGACAAGGCUGUAGGUGCCGACAACGACUCUGCAAUGUCUGUCGACAGUCAGCCUCUAACUCCGACUUCAAAUGGCACGCCAACAACUGGCCCUGCUUUGACGCCCUCUCGCGUCACCAUCAACGUCCGCGAGCGGCUGGAAGGCGCGGCAACCCCAACGUCCGACGGUCGCCACCCCUCGCCUGAACGGCCUUCCACGCCAAACACCGUCAACGGCAUGGAUGGAUCCACACCUGCGCAGGAGACAAACACUGACAGCACUGCUUCGCCUCAAAGUCAAGCUUCUAGCCCUGUCAUCGAAAUCGCGGACGAAGCUUCCGGUCAAACAGACGAGAUCGUCGCCGAGAUCCACCUUGACAACGAUGACUCCGAUGAAGAACGUGUUGCCGCGUUGCUGUACAGGUUUCCGUACGGUCCGAACGGACAGUACUGUCGCGGGGCGGAGCUGAUCGCUGAUGAACAAGAAAGGGCCAUCAAUUUUGAAGUCCUUGCUCAUCUUGAUACAUGGCUCCAAGAACUUCUGUCGUGCAUCAGCGCCGGCUCUCGGGUAUGGAGCCACGUUUUUUACGAGCACUGCCCACUGUGGGAAACUAUUAUCAAAACAUACAGUAAGCUCUUCAACCGCGGCGUCUUGAAACAACAGAACGCAAUUGCUCCGGAUGUGGCGGAGAAAUACGCUAGAACCUUCCUCACUACAUUUAUGAGGCUUUCAGGAUGUAUUCUCCAGGUCGACGCCCAAUUCCUCGAAUUCGAUCCCCCCCUUGAGGUUGAGCGUUUGAUCCUCUUGUCGCCUAAGAUUGUCAACGCGGCAAGACUACUGCUGCGAGAUGACAAAGGCUUCAUCGCGAAAGUCAUUCCGACAUUGGGCGUCGAUCCGAAUGAACUACGCGCAUAUGCGAUUAAAUGUUUCAUCGAGGCUAAUGCGCACACACACAUCGCUCGAAUCAUCUGCCUGAAUCUCAGUAGCUCAUGCAGAGACGAGGCAUUCCUUCAGAAGAUCGUGUCGUUCAUCUCAUUCACCCAGAGCCUCAGCGCGUAUGCAGCAUUCUACCUCGAUCGACAUGAAGGUCUGCCACAGCCGAUGGCAGAUGACUUUGCAACAAAGCUGCUAGAGAUUUUUGACACCGCAGAGAGGCAGCUUCUCAGCUCGCUGGACAAACAACAAGAUGUUCUGAAUCUGGACAUGCGCAAGAUGCUUUUUGAACGUGUAGCAAACAUUCUCAAUAACAUAUUCAAUCUCAGCCCACGAAGAUCGUCAGAACUCUUUCUUCGAAUGACCGGGAGCACAUCAAAUCGAUUUGAAGAAUACCAAAACGCUCUGUCGGUCACCCUGUGGAAAUUAAAACUCAUGCAAACAUAUAUGACGAAGGCCCGCAUGGAUCUCAGACUUCUUGGGGUCGAUACCUUGGCGAAGGAGCUAGUUGAUUUCUACAAUGGCUUCAAGAUCAACUCUUCAUCACUACGCACCAGUGAUCCCGGACCUCUUCUCUGUUUUGUAGCCGAUUUUUUGCUCCGGGAGAAGAUUACCAACUUUUUGUUCGGCGUUGCAACGCACCCACAGCUCAUUGCUCGAAGUCACAAUGUCAUCGGGUUUCUGGUCAUCACCAACAAUUUCUCCAGACAACAAGCAGAGCUAAUGUUUCGGACGAUCAUGGAUGGGCAAGAUCCUCGCGUUGUAGCAGCGACCUUGUCAAUCCUGGCUAGCUUGAUAAAACAGCUCACAAAUUUCGAGGAGAAUAUCAUGAUCAGCGAAAUGUUUUUAUCGGAAUCUGUAGCAUUGAUGAGCCCGCAAGCGACUGAAUUGUGGGUGGAGCUGCUUGCCAAACUGCAACAGGGUUACCAAGACUACCAAUUCCGCAUCCAGGAACCAAACGAGCGCUUCUUGAGAGUACCACCUGAACUCUGCAUUGAACUGAUGCGUGUGUUCUCCCCAACUAGACCGCAGACAGGAUCCGUCCGACAUGUAUACGAUCAAGCUAGUGAGGUCCUCACGGCGAUCGGAGGCAUUAUUCCUGCGAACAUCCGCACACAGCUCUACGAGAGAUGCAUCGUCAAUAUGCAAAACGCUUCAGAAGACGGAGCAUCAUCUUCACAAGCUAUCAAUAAUAUGCUCCGCCACGAACAUAAAAAAAUACAGUCCCGUUUGCGAGAAAUGCGAUUAGCCCAAAUCUUGCUGGAAAAUUUUUGCAAGUUUGUAGAGGACCAACGCACGCUCAAUAUCCGCUUGAAUACGCAACAGCUUAGCUACCAGAUUUUGCCUCGAUUAGACUUGAUCUGGUUUAUUGUCCCACUAGACGAGCAGGGGAUCGACCAGCACUUGCUGAAGUGUUUCUGGAGCCAUCUGGUUGGUAACGAUGCACUCAGUAACACUGCUCGCGAUGUCGCUUGGCAGAGACUGUCCACGAGCACAUUCAAUCCGGCCAUUGACAAGGGAUUCCUUGAGCGACACCAAGAAUUGCUUCUGCCCACACAAAUAGAGCCAAAGUUCUUUACUGCAGGAUUCUUCCAAUUUCUGCAGAAGUUAGCCACAACGAGACGGCGAUCCCAAGCUUUGAUUGAGCUCAAUCCGGAUGGAACGAUUAACAUGCCCGGCCUGGACCUCAUAUGGGAUGCAUUUCUUCGUGCACCGAAGGGUGUUGGAGAAAAUAGCACCUUACAAUACCUUAUCGCUCGCUACUUAGAGGAUUCGUGGAUCCAGCGAACAAGUCGGGAUGCUGUGGAAGCCACGCAUGUUGCUCUUGUGGAUCAAAGUAUCACCCGUCUGAAGCUAGCAUAUACAGUUCUCCGUCAGAGAGGCUCUGAUGCAGUGAGUGGCAUCGACUCCGGCACGGGUGUACUGACCUCGGUAUCAUCCUGCGAGGAAGCCGAGUCAACGUUCCUGCGAAUGAUGACAUUUUUAAAGAGGUUUCUUCUUCACAUUCGUACAUUGAAAGACUAUCGUCCAAAAGUCUCUGAAGUCAUCGAUCUCUCCAAGGAUUCAAAACCGGAAAUACGCCGCGGAAUGCAGUUUUCUCUUAAAUGCGAAAUCAAUCGUCAAGGUCAGAAAGCCGCCUCAAGGAUUCUUAUGAUGGGCACUCAUGAUACUUGUCGUCAACUCUACCGUCGUAUCUGCUCGAUGUUAAACGAAUACAACGUCACUUCAUUUCAAGUAAUUGGAAGUGGGAGGCGACUAUCUCUGUGCCAACAUCCGAGAAUGACGCUCGAAGACGCUGGGAUCACUCGUUCACCUAUGUUAAUCAUUCGCGACGUCGCCAGUGGUGAAGAAGCACGAAACGACUACAUUAUACCGAGUCAACAAAGUCGUAGCGUUUUUGAACAGCAGCUUGUGGACAGGCUCGACGUUUUCUACAAGUUUCUCGACGGAGAUUGCAACGACGUCGCCAGUUCGAGCACUUACAUGUUGCUCAAACACCUACCGCGCUACCAGACCUUGAAAGAAAUGGUUUGUAGAAUCGACACUCCUGUCUCAGAGUUGUUCCCUUCUGGUCAAGUUUUCAAAAUCAGUUAUACUUUGGACUGUCUCCGUGACCUGCUAGAAGCAGACACAGUCAAUGAGGAGUUUUUGAUCCAAGGGACUCGUCUGGUAGAAUCGCUCUUACCCGAUGACAAAAUGCUCGCUUCAGCAGUAGCACCAAAUUGGGAGUUUGUGUGCGAAAUUGUCUCUUUGCUAUAUGACUUCUUCAUAGCUGGACAAGUCCAAGGUGUCAAUGUCUUUGCAGACGUUUCGUUCACGACGCGACGGCUGAUCGCGAUUUGUGCGAUUGCCAUUCCAGUAGUUGCCAACGUUGCCCUUGCUUGGGACUGUUAUGAGCUCAUCUUAGACCUGUUGUCAAAGUAUGAGAACGCUUGGCACGAAUUCAAAACCAACUCGAAGGUUGCUGCUAUCCACCAGGACCUGCUACUCAAGCAUCCAGUCAUAUCUGUACGGCGCACAACUUCUCAAAUAAUCCAGCGGAGAUUGCUUCAAUGGGGUUCGGCGUCACAAGUUACGCGUGAAGAGUUCGCAGGAUUCCUUUGGUCCAAUGUUUCGAAUAUUAUCCUCAUUGUCGAUGCGCUUCCACAACAAGCUGCAGAGAUCUUCGAUAUUGCAAUGUUUUUAUACAAGAACUUGUUAUCGGGUGAGAUCUUGGCUCUUGAGCAGAUUCAAACUUUCUUCGACUCGUGGAGAAAUAUGCUUACGAGCCAUGUUCACCAUGAGAUUGUGGGACGAGAUGAAGCCGACGUAAUCAUACGCGGGCUUGCAGCGUUAAUUCGAGAGACUGUCGCAAUGGUACCUAAUAUAGCAGAUAACUCUACCAAGAUUGAUCUCAUGGAAUCAUUGUGGUGGAAAUUUCUGUUUCAACCACAACCUCGUUCGAGCGAGGAGGCUGCACGCUUGGCAAGUCAAAUCCCAGCCUUGGAGACAGAGACACGUACAGAACUUGUGCAGUUGAUAUCGACACUCGCCACCGAUGAUGAGACUGUCGAUAUCCUGUGCACCCUUCUCGACGGUGUUGAAAUCCAACACAAGUUCAUGCAGCAGCAGAUCGACAGGCAAGGGCUUCUUAAGUCUCCGGCUGGCUACGUCGGACUGAAGAACCUGGGGCAAACCUGUUAUAUGAACUCCCUUAUCACAAAUCUGUUCAUGAAUCCGGUUUUCCGGGCCUUUAUAUUGGCCUGCGCACCACUUACACACCCCAACAAGUCACCUCUACUAUACGAGACACAGCGACUUUUUUCAUACAUGCAAAAUACCUAUCGUGGAUGCGCCAGCGCUGAGGAAUUUACAAAGAAAAUUGUCACUCUGACCGAAGAACGGAUAGAUGUGCGAGAGCAGAUGGACGUUGACGAAUUCAUGAACACACUGUUCCACCGUUGGGAAGAGCAGAUGCCGACAACAGAACACAAAAUGCGCCUCCGUUCAAUAUACACGGGCACAACGAUCCAACAAAUAAAGUCAAAAGAGUGCGAACACGUUUCCGAGCGCGAAGACACGUGUCUGGCAAUACCCUGCGAUGUGCAAGGCAAUGCGAAUCUAGACGAAAGCUUGAGAGCAUACACUUUGGGUGACGUGAUGGAAGGAGACAACAAAUAUAAAUGUGAGCGAUGCGACAGACUCGUCGAUGCUGUCAAGAGAACUUGCCUCAAGGACAUACCAAAUCACCUUAUGCUCCAGUUGAAGCGUUUCGCCUUUGACCUAGAGACUUACUCACGCAACAAGAUCAAUGACAAUUUUGAGUUCCCAACAACUAUCAAUAUGACACCGUACACAUUCGAACAGUUGGCCAACCCGGAUAAAUCGAUGGCAGAGGAUCUUUUCGAGCUCGUUGGCAUCAUUGUCCACAAGGGUCAAGCAGAACACGGCCAUUACGUCUCUUACAUCCGUGCCAGGCCCACGCCAGAAGGACAAGCGCCGACUUGGUUAUUGUUUGACGAUGCAGACGUCACCCUUUUUGAUGUUAAUGAUCUACCUGAGGCAUGUUAUGGGGGGCCUUCGAAGGACUCAGGACUGCUCUUUGCAUCUGCGCUCAAGUCUUAUAAUGCCUACAUGCUCUUCUAUCAACGUAAAUCCACCUUGAAUGAGCACCCAUGGGCUCCAGCCGACAGUACAAAUUCGCAAAAUGUGCCAAUCAUGCCGGAUAUGGAAGAAGAAAUCAAUGAGGAUAAUCGAGUUUUACUGAGGGACUACGCACUUUGUGACGAUUCUACCCGCGAACUUAUUCGCUCUCUGCUGCGGAAGCUUGACAAUCUUAGCCACAAUAGCGUCAUCCAUGAGCUCCAAUCGAAGGUACUGUCGCUCGUGUGGAAAUACAUGACCAGUAUCUGGGCUCGCACGAAAGAUCUCCCUAACUUUGAAGAAGCCAUGCAGCUCCUCCGGAGUGUCUGUGCCAAAUGCAACCGAUGCUGCUAUAUCUCAUUACGGUGGCUAAUCCAGAGCCAGCGCAGAGGCUGGAAUUUAGUCGAUGACGAGGACAUUCUGCGCGACAUGGUUCUACGAAUUACUCAGCCAAAAGUUCGACAGUUGAUGAGAAAUUUCAUUCUCGGGUGCCUCAAACAACUACGCACGAAUGUGGAAAUAUAUGGUGCAGACAUCUCAAAAGUGGAACCUCAAUUAAGUGGGCACGGUGCUAUCUCCAUCAUCACACGCCUUGCUCAGUUUAUACCGGACGACCUACGUUGGAACCUACGUGCCUGGGAGGAUUACUUUGGAUUGCUGGCCGAUAUAGCCGCUCUAGGACCCCAGGAGAGCUACGUCUUGAUUCUCGACGGUGCUCUUACUGCCAGCUUCGAGGCCUUGUUAUGCAAUGAAAACUACAGUCAUGCUAUCACACGUCUAUACCACGGCGUCAAUGAGACUUUAAAAAGAAAGGCUGCGCCAUCCUACAACCAACUCAUCCGUCUAGCAUCCAUCUUGUUUAACCACGUCAAUAUGCAUGCAGACGCCAUUCCAGAAGAGAGAGCGGGGCAUCGGUUGAAGCACUACGAAAAUGGUGGCGUACCAUGGACUGAUAACGAAGAAACCAUACUUCUUGACUUUAGAAAGACUGAAGGCGGCCUAAUGUGGUUGUUGGAAGUAUUCCAGAAAUGGAACUUCGAAAGUGAAGACUCCGCCCCCAGCGACAUAGUCCGCCUCCUUCUCAACGCAAAGUCUAGCGUUGUGCAUGGCGUCUUGGAAACUUUCAACAUUACAAUCAAAGAGUUCGAAUCUCGUUAUGCUGACCCCUUCUUGCGACUGGCAACGUGCAUACCCUUGUAUCUUGGGGAUCAAGCGCUUUUAGAGAAAUUCAUCGAGCUUAUGAAGAUAUGCUCCAUGAGCGCGAACGGAACCAACUCUCCUGGGGAGGACUAUUACGAUGGUCUUUACUGCGUACGCUUUUGGAAUGCCCUUCAUCAAAUUGCAAUUGGCAAUCUCGAAUCCAAGAUUCAAGACCCUCACUUCUUUGACAAACAUUUCAUAGAGGGCGCCCGUGAUUGGGCACCUCCUUUACUUGUCUAUAACAGAGACUACGAGGUUGGACGCAUGACCCAGCGCUUGGUCCAUGAUGCCUUUUUUGGCAAAGGUCAAAGCCUUGUCGAUGAUGACGUACGAGACAUUGCGGAGCAAGACGAGGCAGUAGCCUUCUUGUUCCAGGGCUGUGAACGACACGUGCGGAUGUGGCAAAGCAAUGAUGCACCGCCUUGGAGACAGUUCAUGCUACCUUUAUUCGCAGUCAUGCAGAGCGCUGUACAAUUUGCAGAAGCUGCCAUGGACGAGCUGGUUGGUCAGAACCCCGAGAUGCUUCGUGAGUACAGCAGAAUCAUCUCUAGAUUUGAAGAGGUCAAAAUAUGGUUCGAAAGCCUGCCUGUGCGCAGCAUGGAUGAUUUAGACCUUGCACCGUCUAAUGAGUUCGCAGGCGUGGGCUUGGAGCGAUUGGAAAAUGCUGAGGAUAACUUUGCCGAGGCUUCUGAUUUCACUGAGGGCUCAGACGAUGAGAUGAGACAUCUGCUGACGGUGGAUGCAGAUGGAUCAUGACUGUCCCAUUGAGCUAGAUGCAAGCAUCUCUCUCUUCCAAAGAGGUGACAGAUUUUGGAAGAGCUCCUUUUUGAACUUGUGAUAAGCCUAGCCAAGAACGUUCGUGCAUGGCGAUGCCGAGAAUCCGAGUGGAAGCUCUCAGAACGAAGGUGGACCGAUCAAGGAAGCUGUCUUCAGCUGCCCACAGCGAUUCACUACGCGUGGUACUUUUCCUUGUCAGCCUGUUUGAUUUCGGGACGUAUUUGACCAUUAGCGAUGGAGUUACGAUGAGAUGAGAUAAACGCAGUGCACUAGUCAGAAUCAUUCAUAGAUGCUCGGAAGAUGACCUGGUUCGCUUCUUUGACAAAAGUUGCUAGGACAUGUGAGAAAUGCCUACAGCCACGAUUUGCGCGUCUUUCGUCGAGGGUGAAAGAGUAUGAAGUCCUCUAUGAAAAGGUGACAUUGUUGAAGUACAAUAACAAAAGAAGUCCAAGGAAUACACCCAUCGGAGACGUCGACCUUUCUC